This is a messenger RNA of Erigeron canadensis, 4448 nucleotides long. Its product is annotated as probable serine/threonine protein kinase IREH1. The transcript has 18 exons. Lineage: Eukaryota; Viridiplantae; Streptophyta; Magnoliopsida; Asterales; Asteraceae. The coding region runs from base 151 to 3933 and encodes 1260 amino acids. Gene Ontology annotation, molecular function: protein serine/threonine kinase activity; ATP binding. The record is from RefSeq and is a predicted model, not a curated record. Gene Ontology annotation, biological process: intracellular signal transduction; peptidyl-serine phosphorylation.
CUUCCUUCUUAUUCAAACUAGAAUAACACCAGCAGUUUCAUAAGAUAUUAAUACAUACGCAUAACUAUAUCUAUAUAUUUAUUGCUAGAUCUUUGACCUCUGAUAAACAAACCCCACAUAACUUAAUAACACCAACAACAAACAGUAAAAAUGGUAUUCAAAGGCAGAUUCUUUUCAUCAAAGAAAUCAUCAUCAUCAGGUACUUCAAGCCCUGAAGGAUCCAAUAGUCCAACUUCCAAUUCUAAUUCCCCAAUUAGAUCUGAUCAUCAUCAUUUUAGAAAGAAACAACAACAACCCCCAAAAUCUUCAACUUCAACUCCAUCUUCAAAAACCCAAAUCAAAAAAGAUGUUACAACAACAACCCAAGUUCCGAUUACCUCGAAACCACCCGGUUCGACUACUCGAAAACCCGAGGUUGUUGCUGUUUCACCCAUCUUGGCAUCUUCAUUGGGUUUGAAUAGGAUCAAGACUAGAUCCGGGCCACUGCCCCAAGAAAGUUUUCUUGGGUUUAAUAAAGAUAGUAAUGGGAAAGGGGGGUCUUCUUCAAUUGGGGCUAGUAAUCUUUCGAAAUCGAAAAAUAGUGAUGGGGUUGGGAUAAAAAAGAUGGGUCUUGUUGGUGAUAAGAAAAAGAUUGAAUCUUUGAGUGAUAAGGCUGCUUCUUCUUGGGCUGAUAAUGUUGGCACUAGUACUAGUGGUAGUAGUAGUAGUGCUAGUUCGGAUUUCGCGAAUAAAGGGUUGCCGUUAGGACGGUCUCCUUUACGAAAUGGAGAGUCUUCAUCUGAAGCUGGGCGUCUUAAGUCAAGGGGAUAUUCUGGAAACUUGAGGAGUUCAGAUAUUUGUACUCCAGAGACGAAGACAUCAUAUGACUGUGAGAAUCCCAAGGAAUCCGAAUCACCCCGCUUUCAAGCUAUACUUCGAGUUACAAGUGCACCCAGAAAGAGAUAUCCCACAGACAUCAAAAGUUUCUCCCAUGAGUUGAAUUCAAAAGGCGUACGGCCUUACCCACUUUGGAAGCCCCGUGGUUUGAAUAAUGUCGAGGAGGUUUUGUCAAUGAUACGGGGUAAGUUUGACAAAGCAAAAGAAGAAGUAGAUGCUGAUCUCCAUAUAUUUGCUGGAGAUCUGCUUGGCAUUCUGGAGAAGAAUGCAGAAAGUCAGCCACAAUGGCAAGAGAAUUUAGAGGACUUACUGGUAUUAGCUCAGAGAUGUGCGAUGACUUCACCUGGAGAGUUUUGGUUGCAAUGUGAAGGCAUUGUUCAAGAACUUGAUGACAAACGUCAAGAACUUCCAAUGGGCAUUUUAAAGCAGCUUCAUACCCGUAUGCUUUUUAUACUCACCAGAUGUACUCGACUCCUACAAUUCCAUAAAGAAAGCGGGUUAGCCGAAGAUGAACUUGUCCUUCAACUUCGCCAAUCACUGCAUUCUGCAGAUAAGCAUAUUCCCGGUGCUUCCAAAGGAUCAAAAGUAACAUCAACAAGGAAAUUCUUCAGUGAGGAACAGCACGGAAUACCCCCUGUGGAUCUGAAGAUAGAAAAGGCCUUAAAACCUGAAAAUCUUUUAACUCCACCUCCCUUAGAAACGAUAAAAAACUCCGUUUCCCCCUCUGGAAGAGACCGAAUGGCAUCUUGGAAGCCAUUUCCAUCUCCGGGAGGAAAAAGUCCAAAAGAAGAAGUUAUGGUGAAACAAUCAAGUGUUAAUUUACAAACAGUAGCUCAUGAAGUGGAUUUGACUACUAUGAAACCUCCUGAACCAGUCAAGGACCCGCUUGCACAAUCUAGCACUCCUAUUAGGCAUCAACAUCGAGUCUCAUGGGGAUGGGGGGAUCAACCAAAUAUCACCGAUGAAAGUUCGAUAAUUUGUAGGAUUUGUGAGGAGGAAGUUCCUACAUUACAUGUGGAAGACCAUUCUAGAGUUUGUGCAAUUGCUGAUCGAUGUGAUCAAACAGGUUUACGUGUAGAUGAACGGCUUGUAAGAGUUGCUGAGACCUUGGAGAAAUUAAUGGAAUCAAUUUCACAAAAGGAUUAUCAGCAUGUUGCUAGAAGCCCAGAUGGUGCUAAAGUAUCGAAUUCGAGCGUUACUGAAGAGGGUGAUCCCAUGUCUCCAAAGCUAAGUGAUUUGUCUCGAAGAGGUUCUGAGGAUAUGCUUGACUGUGUACCUGAAUCAGAUAAUUCUGUUUCCAUGGAGGAUCUUAAAGGUCUGACAUCCAUGUCAUGUAGGACCCGUUUUGGUCCCAAGUCUGAUCAAGGAAUGACAACGUCAUCUGCUGGUAGCAUGACUCCUAGGUCACCAUUGAUGACACCUAGGACCAGCCAGAUAGACUUGCUAUUGGCCGGAAAGGGUGCUUACUCUGAACAUGAUGACCUUCCGCAGAUGAAUGAACUGGCUGAUAUUGCUCGAUGUGCUGGAAACACGCCCUUAGAUGAUGAUCGCUCUUUGGCAUAUCUGUUAACUUGUCUUGAUGACCUAAGGGUUGUCAUUGACCGCAGAAAGUUCGAUGCUCUCACCGUUCAGACAUUUGGAGAUCGCAUAGAGAAGCUUAUUAGGGAGAAGUAUUUGCAGCUUUGUGAGAUGGUUGAUGAUGAAAAAGUUGAUAUCUCGAGUACUGUUAUUGAUGAAGAUGCUCCAUUGGAGGAUGAUGUUGUCCGGAGCCUGAGAACAAGUCCUAUUCAUUCAGGGAAGGACCGGACUUCAAUAGAUGACUUUGAGAUUAUAAAACCAAUUAGUCGUGGAGCAUUUGGUCGGGUUUUCUUAGCGAAAAAGAGAACAACAGGGGAUCUUUUUGCUAUAAAGGUCCUUAAGAAGGCUGAUAUGAUCCGCAAGAACGCUGUUGAGAGUAUAUUGGCGGAGCGUGAUAUCUUGAUCUCAGUCCGCAAUCCUUUUGUGGUUCGUUUCUUCUAUUCGUUCACUUGUCGUGAAAAUUUGUACCUUGUCAUGGAAUACUUGAAUGGCGGGGAUUUAUAUUCUUUAUUGAGAAACCUGGGGUGCUUGGAUGAAGAUGUUGCUCGUAUAUACAUUGCAGAAGUGGUUCUUGCGUUGGAAUAUCUACAUUCUCUACGUGUGGUUCACCGUGAUUUAAAACCAGAUAAUUUAUUAAUUGCACAUGACGGUCAUAUUAAGUUAACAGAUUUUGGGCUUUCAAAGGUUGGUCUAAUUAACAGUACAGACCCUUUGUCUGGUCCUGCAGUGAGUGGUACAGCAUUAUUGGGAGAAAAUGAAUCUCAAUCAUUAUCUGAGAGUCAGCAAGAAAGACGUAAAAACCGCUCUGCUGUUGGUACACCUGACUAUUUGGCUCCCGAGAUUCUUCUUGGAACUGGACAUGGUACAUCGGCGGAUUGGUGGUCUGUUGGUGUAAUACUCUUUGAGCUGAUUGUUGGCAUCCCCCCUUUCAAUGCAGAGCACCCUCAGAUGAUAUUUGAUAACAUUCUUAAUCGUAACAUACCCUGGCCUGCGGUACCUGAGGAAAUGAGCCCUGAAGCCCAGGAUCUCAUUGAUCAAUUUUUGACAGAAGAUCCUAACCAGAGACUAGGAGCUAGGGGAGCAACCGAGGUGAAACAGCACCCAUAUUUUAGGGAUAUUAACUGGGAUACACUUGCAAGGCAGAAAGCUGCAUUCAUUCCAUCAUCAGAGAGUGCUCUGGACACCAGUUAUUUCACAAGUCGCUACACGUGGAGUAACUCAGAGCAGGUAUAUGCAGCCAGUGAAACAGAAAAUUCUAGUGACGAUGGAAGCAUGAGUGGUAGCAGUAGUUGCGUAAGCCAUCACAAUGAUGAAGGGGCUGAUGAGUUUGAGGGUCUAACUGAACUUGAUUCCGGAUAUGCUGUCAACUACUCGUUUAGUAAUUUCUCCUUCAAGAAUCUAUCGCAACUCGCAUCAAUCAACUAUGAUUUGCUCACUAAAGGCUUGAAGGAAGAUCCACCUACAAAUCCUACUGCAUAGAUUACUUGGAGCUCACUUUCGAAGACAGAUGUUUGUAUGCUGAUGAAUAUCAUGUGGGCUUAUCAGCUUUGCUGAUUGUAUAUCCUGUAAAUAUGUAGAAGUAGCCUAGAUGGAAAUACAACGGGAUAGAUCUAUCUUUUCAUGCAUGUUCUACUCUGGGGGGCAGGUUUAUUGAUCCAGUCUCAAAGUAUGACUCCGUUUCUUGUCAACUUAUGCCACAGGGCUCGAUUGUAAUAUUUAUCGUGUUUGGCUAAUCUCUAGGGGUAUGACCUAGUGUUAAAGUUAACGAGUCCAAUAGGUUGAACUUAAUGAAAGAUAACUUAUCAAGUUGUCUUCUGUCACUAGCAUUGGAACAAGUUUUAUCAAGAUUCUGAGGUGUUCUUGCCUUGUUUUCCCCUGCCUAAUGUUUUGUUGGUGAACUUCCCUGUAUUUCUAGCCAUUGUUCCAACAGCAAAAUUGCUUGUAAAUGGUACAUUUAUAAUUUAUAUCUUUUUGACAAUUGUUUCUGACUUGAA